AGUAGUACAGUAGUAAAGAUUGGGUCAGUCGAACUUCAGAACAUGGACGGCAGAUUUUUAUCGAAAUUGGUUCUUGUGCUUUUUUUGCAUACAGUCGUGAGAGGAGCAGCAGUGGAUCCACCAAGUAAAAUAGCGAUAAUCGGUGGAGGAAUUGGGGGUUCAUCAGCUUCUCAUUUUGUUCGUGAAAAAUUCGGAAAAAAUGUUCAAAUUGAUUUAUUUGAAAAAGAUUCGAGAAUUUGUGGCCGUCUCGACACUGUCACAAUAGAUGGACGAGAAUAUGAAAGCGGUGGCUCAAUUAUACAUAGCAAGAACCUGUACAUGAAGAAGUUUGUUAAGGAUUCUCCUAAUCUGCAAGAAGCGAGUUCUCUUUCCAGCACACUUGGAAUUUUCGAUGGAAAAGAUUAUGUAUUACAGACAAGCACAUGGUCUAUCGUAUCUUUGCUUAAAAUGUUUUGGACAUUCGGAUUGGAUUUAUUUCGACUUCAAUGGCUUGAGAAAAGAUUCAUAAAUAAAUUUGUGGGAAUAUACGACCUUCAAAAACAAGGUCAUAGUUACGACACUGUUCAAGGCUUUUUGCAUGCGAUAGGAGGGAACGAUUUUGUGCAUGCCACACAGAUCACUGGAGUUGCUGAGUUUUCUUCUGAUGGGAUCGGCGAAUUCAUGAUUGACAAUUUGGUGUCGCCAGGUUUGAGAACAAACUACGGCCAGAAUGCCAGCGUUAAUGGAUUCGUUACCGCAGUAUCAAUGGCUGGCAUACAACCUGGUCUAUGGUCUGUAAAAGGAGGCAACAAGUUAGUCUGCGGAGAACUCGUUAAGAAUUCAUCAGCAAAUAUAAUAAACGAACAAGUAUCGAAAGUAGUGUAUAAUGCUGCGUCGAAAACAGAGAAAUUUAGUGUUUUCACAAAACAAAGUCCAUCUCAACCAAAGACCUAUGAUAUAGUUAUAAUCGCGGCACCAAUACAAAGUGACAUGUACCACAUUGACUUGUCAUCUGCUUGUUCUAAUGAAGAAAACUGUCCGAGUUCAAAGACCAAUGGAAAACGAUACAGGAAAACCACUGCAAAUUUUGUGAAAGGCAAAUUGAAUUCAAGUUUAUUCAAAUGCAACUCAUGGAAAGUCUGUCCAGGAUCAAUUCUUGUUUCAAACCAGGACACAUUCUACAGGAGCAUUGGUCUUCAUAUUCCCGUAGACUACGAUCCAACAUCAGACGAGGUUGAUCCCGUGUACAAAGUCUUCACCACUGAUCCAAUGACUGAUGAACAGAGAGAUUACCUAUUUGAAUCGUACACCACGAAAGCAACUGUUGUAUGGAAGGCAUACCCUGUCUAUGAGCCACCAGAGGAGCUCACAUCAUUUGUUCUAAACUCUGCUGGAUUGUACUAUACCAGCCCUAUGGAGUGGGUUGCCAGUGCCAUGGAAAUGUCAGCGAUUUCAGCGAAAAACGCUGCUUUACUGGCGUACAACAACUGGUUUGGGAAGGAUAGUGACAACACAACAGCAAUGAAAGGAGAAUUAUGACAUCACUGUUCGUAACUAUAACAAGUUGAUAGUGGGAUUAUAAUAACAUAAUAAUUUACUAUUCCGAAUAUAUUUUAAUAAUAAUAAUAUUUUUGACUUACUGAAAUUAAUUAAACUUCAUGGAAUCUUGCAUUUCCUUUAUCCACCUUUUUUGCAAUAAACUUCAAAAAUGUAGCAGUUGCCUGCCUUUGUAGCACAUAAAAAUCUUGCACUUAAUUAUCCCCCUUGGGGGUUUGGACCUGCGUGUGUGCAUGUUAUAUAAAAAUUCGGGGCUCUCCCAUAGUAUGUGAACCAAGAUGGGGACACAUGACUGUAGUAUGUGUACCAGGUUAGGGUUAGGCCAUAAUUUUAUUCCAAUUUUCCUUAUUUUAGUUCUAUUACGAGUUCGGGGACUAGCCAAGUGACUACUGUAGUAUUUGUACCUGAAAUUAUGGCCUAACUCUAACCUGGUACACAUACUACGUUCCGGUGCCCGUCAUCUACAUCCUAGUCAAGAAAUGUAUCACUGCUUCAUUUUUAUUAUAAAAACUAUCAUCUGUUCGGUUUUCAACUUUCUAAAAAUAUGUGCGGCCGGCCAAUGACUUGCAAACAUUAUUUUGGCCCGCGAGCGACAAAAAGUUGCCAACUCCUGCUGUAGAAGCUAAAUGACCAAGCCAUCUAUAUUAAAUGAAUCUUAAUGGUUUUUCUCAUUAUUUUUCAUGAUUGUGUAGUUAAAGUCGAUCUCUUUAAAAAAUUGUUCCUUUGCAAUAUUUGCUUUUUAAACUUAGCAACAAGGUGUCUCUGACUGGAUGACUCACUGAGUGUUUCGUGACCCCUCGUUAAUUGCUAAAUUCAAUGUUUUCCGAUUUUUGUUAUAUUUAUUUGUGUUUGUUUUGCAUUGAUUCUUGCACGAUGAAAAUAAAUAUUUAAAUCUGUCGAUAGCAGUCGAUGCAACUAACAGCAUUCAUCAUGUUGUAUUUGUUUUCAAUUCAUGUUUAAUGUUGUUUGUGAAAACUGAAUUGCUAAGUAUUAUUUUUUUUUGAUAUACUGUACUGCUUUGAUAUACUGCUUUUUACACCAAUUUUAACUUCUAGAUGAGGGGGGGCUUUUCUGGUGGAUUAAAAAGGGUGUUUCUUAAAGUCUUAGACCAACUAAAAUGUCUGUUUCUCAUUCUUAAUUAGUUUACAUUCUUUCUGAUGCACGGCUUUCGUCAAGUUUUGUUUCACGAGGAGGGCUUUUUUGACGAAUGGAAGUAAAUAAAUGAUUUAUAAAUAUACAUUUUCAGUCCUUUGUUUUCAUCGUGUUUCAAAUGACCAGUGUUAUUAAUUUUCUUUCUGUUCAAUAAAUUAAGCCGCAGUGCUUGUGCUUUCUAAUGGAAAUAUUCGUUGU
Molecule: messenger RNA, 2886 nt
Organism: Styela clava
Lineage: Eukaryota; Metazoa; Chordata; Ascidiacea; Stolidobranchia; Styelidae
Source: RefSeq, a predicted model, not a curated record